This is a messenger RNA of Tripterygium wilfordii, 2328 nucleotides long. RefSeq names its product pumilio homolog 12-like. Lineage: Eukaryota; Viridiplantae; Streptophyta; Magnoliopsida; Celastrales; Celastraceae. The coding region runs from base 285 to 2078 and encodes 597 amino acids. Gene Ontology annotation, biological process: post-transcriptional regulation of gene expression. The transcript is spliced from 7 exons. Gene Ontology annotation, molecular function: mRNA binding. Gene Ontology annotation, cellular component: cytoplasm. The record is from RefSeq and is a predicted model, not a curated record.
GCACUAUUUGUUGUACCCUUUUUCGAGCUCUGAAUUAAGGCCAAAUGUCGAAGAGAAGCAUCAGUUCGAAUUCUACUUCACACUACAGUAAUGGCAGUAACAGGAAGAGGAACAAGAGAGCAGUAGCAAGAACCAGAAGACCCUAGCUAUGGCUUGGGGCGCCAAUUCUCUCUCCAAUUUCGGCAGUUAUAUGGUGAAGAAGAACUGGAAGCUUCACAAUCCGUUCGAAGCAGAGGCUUCGACUUCCUUACACGGUGGUUCCAGUUCGGAGAAGCCAAUAUUUCAUGAGGUUUCUAUCUUUGUUGAUGGUUUUACAGUUCCUUCUGGUCAGUAUUUUUCUUUCUUUUGGAUUGUAUACUAUGGAGUCGUGGAGAGCCAGUGAAGAGGCUGAAGAGAGAAGAAACAAUAACAAUGGAGGAGGAGUUGUCCAACAUUCUACUGGUAUAAAUCCCAUAUUUGCUUCUUAUCCUUCAGACUACAAUGUUCUUCAACAACCAAUCCCUUCACAAAAUAUGCAAAACCAAAAUCACCACCCUAUUGAUCCUAUACAGUUUAACUCUUAUUAUCAACCACAACUCCCAUACCCGUCUACACCAAGAAACCAGAUCCCUUAUCUGUCACUAAACCAUCUCUCUCAAAACCCUACCUUACAAAACCACCAAAAUCAACAACCAGUUGAUAUGAAUAGGGUGCCCCUAAACCCUAUUGGAGAGGACUAUGAUAUCAAUCAAGCUUUCAGUCUGAUGAAUCUAUCAACUUCAAGGGGUUCUGAUCUAUCUCCACUUGAUAUUGAUAGGUUUCAUACAUAUCAAUAUCAACAGCAACAGCAGCAACUGUUGAAAAGCUUGCUGACGAUGAGGAUCCAAUCUGCUGCUAGGGAAACUCAUCUGAGAUCAUUGGGGUUUAAUUCAUUGGAUCAAUCCACAGCUAAUUUGCAGCGUGGAGGAUAUUCAGUUAGGACUAAUUUGGAUCAGAGUGGGAUCCGACUUGAUUCCAGCCGUGGAAGAUCUAUUAAUGGGGUUGGAUCAAACUUGUUGUCAUCAAGGAAGCAGUAUUCCAACAAUUACUCCAUGUUGUUAUCUUUGGAUCAUUUGAGAGGCCAAAUUUGUUUAUUGGCUAAAGAACCACAAGGAUGUGUUUUCUUGCAGAGGAAGUUAGAAGAUCGAAAGCCAGAGGAGAUAUAUAUAAUUUUUAUGGAUCUGAAAGAUAAUCUGAGUGAACUCAUAAAAGACCCUUCUGGUAAUUUUGUUGUGCAGAAGCUGUUUGAGGUGUGUAACGAAGAACAAUUGACUCAACUUCUUCUUUGGUUGACCACUAAUGAACAUAGGAUUAUAAGUCUGUGUACUGAUCAUCAUGGAACUCGUGUUGUACAAAAGAUGGUGGAGUGUAUUACCACUCAAGAGCAAAUAUCCUUGCUUGUAUCAGUUCUGAAGCAGAGGCAUGUCACACUCACCUUAACCAAGAAUGGGGAUGGUCAUCAUGUAAUUCAACAAUGCUUAAGAUUCUUCAGCAAUGUAGAUAUCAAGGAUAUAAUGAAAGAGAUAGCAGAAAACUGUCUUGACAUUGCCACAAACAAAAGUGGGUGUUGUGUACUGCAACAAUGUUUGUCUUAUGCUCCAAGAGACAUUAAAGACAGACUAGUUGCUGAUAUAACAGCUAAUGCAUUAUCACUAUCAGGACAUCCUUAUGGGAACUAUGUUGUGCAGUUCUUACUUGCAAUGGGGAUGCCGCAAGUAACAGCAGAAAUGGUAGCAAAGCUUGAAGGAAGUUAUGUAAGUCUUUCCCUUGACAAGUUUGGUAGCCAUGUGGUGGAGAAGUGUUUGAGAGAAUCCGGUGUGGGGGAUCGGUCAAGGAUUAUCCAGGAGAUGAUUUACAGUCCUGACUUUCUUAAGGUUCUUCAAGAUCCUUUUGGGAACUUUGUUGCCCAGUCAGCACUUGAAGUAUCAAAGGGUGAUAUUCAUGACAUUCUUGUUAGCUGCAUUGUGGACAAGAGUGCAUAUCUACAAAGCCAUCUUCAUGGGAAAAGGGUGCUGGCUCAUGCCAGAGCAAGCAAGCGACAUGUUGCGAGAUUUGUUUGAAGCUUCAUGGCUUGUUGCAUGCUCUGGUUUUACCUCUAAUUAGUACUUAAUGAUGCUUUUUUUUUUUUUUUUUAUCAAUGCUCUAAGUAGUUUAUGCUGGGGAGGCUUGUGCUUCCAGAUUCUCCUUUAAAUUUUGUUUAGUAGGCUGUUGUAGUCGUAGAUUUGUUGAAGUAUAUGUCCUGUAGCCUUCCCAGUACUGUUGGUUGUUAAAUGUUAUGAUAUUUAGAUCAUAAAAUUAUUUUUGCAUACA